Messenger RNA from Tupaia belangeri chinensis (Chinese tree shrew), 2177 nucleotides. RefSeq names its product fem-1 homolog A (gene FEM1A). Gene Ontology annotation, molecular function: protein binding. The annotation marks the transcript as partial. The transcript has a single exon. Lineage: Eukaryota; Metazoa; Chordata; Mammalia; Scandentia; Tupaiidae. The record is from RefSeq and is a predicted model, not a curated record.
GCCCUGGUGUCCCGUUGCGGCGCCAGCGUGGAGGCCGGCGGCUCGGUGCACUUCGAUGGCGAGACCAUCGAGGGCGCGCCGCCGCUGUGGGCCGCCUCGGCCGCGGGCCACCUGGACGUGGUGCGGAGCCUGCUGCGCCGCGGGGCCUCGGUGAACCGCACCACGCGCACCAACUCCACGCCCCUGCGCGCCGCCUGCUUCGACGGCCACCUCGAGGUGGUGCGCUACCUGGUGGGCGAGCACCAGGCCGACCUGGAGGUGGCCAACCGGCACGGGCACACGUGCCUCAUGAUCUCGUGUUACAAGGGCCACCGGGAGAUCGCCCGCUACCUGCUGGAGCAGGGCGCGCAGGUGAACCGGCGCAGCGCCAAAGGCAACACUGCCCUGCACGACUGCGCCGAGUCUGGCAGCCUGGAGAUCCUGCAGCUGCUGCUCGGGUGCAACGCCCGCAUGGAACGCGACGGGUAUGGCAUGACCCCGCUGCUGGCAGCCAGCGUGACUGGCCACACCAACAUCGUGGAGUACCUCAUCCAGGAGCAGCCUGCCCAGGAGCAGGCCACAGGGGCAGAAGCCCAGCCAGGGCUGUCCCAAGAGGCUGCCUCCACCAGCCAGGGCUGUGGGCAGCCCCAGGGGGGCCGUUGCAGCCGCUCCUCCCUGGAGGAACCACCCAGUGGGGAAUCUUACGAGAGCUGCUGCCCUACCAGCCGGGAAGCAGCUGUGGAAGCCUUGGAAUUGCUGGGAGCUACGUAUGUGGAUAAGAAGCGAGAUCUGCUUGGAGCCCUUAAACACUGGAGGCGGGCCAUGGAGCUGCGUCACCAGGGGGGUGAAUACCUGCCCAAGCCCGAGCCCCAGCAUCUAGUCCUGGCCUACGACUAUUCCAGAGAGGUGAGCACCGCCGAGGAGCUGGAAGCGCUCAUAAGCGAUCCCGAUGAGAUGCGGAUGCAGGCCCUGUUGAUCCGGGAGCGUAUCCUGGGCCCCUCCCACCCGGACACCUCCUAUUACAUCCGCUACCGCGGCGCAGUGUACGCCGACUCCGGCAAUUUCGAGCGCUGCAUCCGUUUGUGGAAAUACGCCCUGGACAUGCAGCAGAACAACCUGGAGCCCCUGAGCCCCAUGACCGCCAGCAGCUUCCUCUCUUUUGCCGAACUCUUCUCUUAUGUGCUGCAGGACCGGGCAGCCAAGGGCAGCCUGGGCACACAGAUCGGCUUUGCAGACCUCAUGGGGGUGCUCAGCAAAGGGGUCCGGGAAGUGGAGCGGGCCCUGCAGCUGCCCAAGGAACCUGGGGACUCGGCCCAGUUCACCAAGGCCCUGGCCAUCAUCCUCCACCUGCUCUACCUGCUGGAGAAGGUGGAGUGCACCCCCAGCCAGGAGCACCUGAUGCACCAGACGGUGUACCGCCUGCUCAAGUGUGCUCCCCGGGGCAAGAACGGCUUCACCCCUUUGCACAUGGCUGUGGACAAGGAGACCACCAACGUGGGCCGCUACCCAGUGGGCAGAUUCCCCUCCCUCCACGUGGUCAAAGUGCUGCUCGACUGCGGGGCUGACCCGGACAGCAGGGACUUCGACAACAACACGCCGCUGCACAUCGCGGCCCAGAACAACUGCCCGGUCAUCAUGAACGCCCUGAUCGAGGCGGGCGCCCACAUGGACGCCACCAACGCCUUCAAGAAGACAGCCUACGAGUUACUGGAUGAAAAGCUGCUGGCCAAGAGCACCAUGCAGCCCUUCAACUACGUGACCCUGCAGUGCCUUGCGGCCCGGGCUCUGGACAAGAACAAGAUCCCCUACAAGGGCUUCAUCCCUGAAGAGCUGGAGGCUUUCAUCGAGCUGCACUGACCUGCUCGGAGUGUUCACACCCUCGGCCUCCGUCCCGUUCUGCAGGGGGAGAAACCAGAGGGUGUAUGGCCGGUACCCGUCCUCGCCUCCUCUGAACAGGCACGACGCAGAGCAGGAGUCUGAGCUGUCUGUGCCAGAAGCCAGAGGAUGGUGUUCCGCUGGGAGCCGCCCACCCGCCCGACCCGGGAGAAGCACACAGGCCUUCCUCCUUCGUGUCUGCCCGAGUUUCAGAGCUAGUCUUUUCUGCAGGACACACAGGAAGACGUGAGGGGUUAGCCCCCGUCCCCCUGCGCUUCCCGGGGCCGGGUCCACCCAACAGCAGACACGGUGGUAGGAAGGGG